GAGUUCGGUUGUCAAACAUAUCUUUAUCGGUGUAUGCCCGCCGUGCUCAGCAAAAAAAUAAAUUUACAAUUUAAUGAAAAACUAUUAAUUAUAGGUUGUAAAUCUAUUCUAAAUUACUUUUUAAACAUAAUAAAGUGUCCAAAGUUGUACAAUUCACAUCAAUAUUUACAUUUUGUAGACAUUUAAUAUCCAUCGAAAUGUCUCAAAGUCCAAAUGAUAUCGAUAUGGCAGUCUAUCCAAACACCCCAGAUGACAUCCCUCCAUCCUUCAUAGCCUUAAAUGAAAACACCUUAGAAUUAGGAUCAUAUAAAAAUCUAUGGUUUGAAAAACCAUUCAAAUUAAUGCUCAACCUUGUUAAACAACAUCUUCCAAAUAUUGAAAAUACUCCAGUAAAUAUUGAAGAGAAAAGAAAAUUAUGGAAAUUUAUUAAGGAACAACUAGAUGCAGCUGGUUAUCAUUUUAGUAUUUUACAAAUUCAAAAGAAAUAUCAAUCGAUUGAGAAAUAUUAUAGAAAAAUUCCAAAGGAUCAACCAAUAAUUUCAAUUGGUGGAUACUACCCAGAGCCAGAAAAAGAAACCAAUACACAAAAUACAAAACAACCAAGGGGUAGCAAAAAUUCGACUACCAAACCGGAUGAUAAAUAUGCCGAAAUGAACGAUCUUCUCGAAUCAUGGGGUCUAUCUGAACUCAAAUCCAAGUUUAAAGCAAACUAUAUAGUUCUCCAAGCCUUGGAAUACCUUACCGAAGCCGAUAUCAUAGAAUUAAUUCCAAAAAUCGGUCAACGGGCUAUAUUUCGAGGUAAAUUAAAUCAAUGGCGACAGGAAAAAUCAUCCUCAGCAUCAACAACAUCACCAUCAACAUCAACAGCACCACCACCAACUCCUGCCGUUCCCCAAAUAAAUGUACCAGAGCCAAAAAAAAUUAAAAUUGAACCUGGGCUUGAGGUGAAAUCUAUGGCGCAGUUGCAACAACCGUUUGAGGUGAAAUCUAUGGCGCAAUUACAACAACCGUUUGAGCCACAGAUGCCACCACUACUACCAAUGCCAUCAUUACAACCAAAUGGGGCGCCUAAAAUCAACCCAAGCCUACCUAUGGUCACUCCAAGACCCAGAGCCAGGAGAAUUAAUAAGAAAAAUAAUAUCCAAAAUAAUAACCAAAAUAAUAACCAAAAUAAUAACCAAAAUAAUAACCAAAAUAAUACUCCUACCAUUCAGUCAAGGGUACAACAAUUUUUUAUUGGCUCCUCAUCACCGCCAACAACAACAACUACAGCAACACCAACAUCAACAGGAACUGGAAUUGGAACUGGUAUUUGUCGUCUCCCAAUUCCACCUUCUCCCAAUCAUCCUUCGAAUGGUCCCCGAUUGACUCUAGUCAAUCCUAUUAGUUCCCCCUCGAUGUUUUACAAUAUUCCAUCACAACUUGAAUGCCGACGUUUUCCAAACACCAUCAUCCGAUCUGUAGGCCCUGCUCCUACUCCUACUCUUCCAACUACCCAAGUUCAUUCACCAGUUCCAACAACUCCAAUUCAAGUUAUUAAAUCAGACAAUUUAAGUACUACACCGAAUACUAUGCAAUUUCGUGUGCCAACGAGUGAACCAAACUUUAAUGCUGAUCUUACACCAUUUGCUACAUCUAUUAUCCGAGUCGAAACUAAUUGUGAAACACAAUAUCCAAGCAAGGGAUCACCAUCACCACAAAAUCCAAUAACAAAGUUAAAGAGGACUACAAUUAUUCAAAAGCUCAAGGCUGAUAAUAAGAUUUCACCUACACAACAAGGACCAAGGGUGUCAAAACCUUUAAUAAUGCCCAAACCACUACUAAAACUUCAGAAAGCACCUACGAGAGUUGCUAAAGCUGCUCCGGUUGUUUCGAAAUCUAUAGAAGUACCAAAACCAAAACCGUUUUUAAUUCCAAAAAUUGAACCACUCGAUGAAGAAGAGCACAAAGAUGAAGAUAAAGAAACAAUGGAUUGGAAUGAUUUUUGUGAAGCUCGUAAAAAAUCGGGAAAACUUCCUUCCGUGGAUAUACAACCAGAACCAGAACCGGAGCCAGAGCCGGAGCCGGAGCCACAACCCGAACCAGAACAAGAAGAAUUAGAAUUUGAUCCAGAAUCAAAUCCAGAAGUUGAAGAGUUUACAUUGGCAGAUGCUGUCGAGAUACCAGAUCAUAUCAAAGAUGAACUCUUGGACUCUGACACUAAUUCUCAUUCGGAUCAUGAUCAAGAUAAAGCUGAUGGCAUUGACAAGCAUGAACUUUUGAAGGAAAUGCCAUCUCCUAAAGAUUCACAAGAUUCUCUUGAUACUCAAUAUACCCAAGAUACCCAGGAUUCCAAGGGAGAUCUCCAAAGACUUGACAUUCGAAAAAUUUUAAUGACCAGCAAGUCUGGCCGUCAAGUGAUUAAGCGAUAUGUUGCUGAAGAGAUUUUAGAUAACCCGAGAAGGAAACUUCUUACUGACACAAUCGCUCAGUAUUGUUUUGAUAAUAAAAUUCAUAUCACACCGACUUUCUGUAAGGACAUUGCUGAGGAGAUUAUUGAAAUUUUCCCAAAUGAACGAAUGGAGGAUUAUUUCGUACGAAAGGGUAAAAAACUACGACCACCAAUAUAUGUCAAAUUCCAUGCUAUUCGAAGGGAAUUUAGUCGCCAAAAAGCUGCAGAAGUAGCAGAAACAUAUUUAGCAAAUAAAUCAACAAACUCAAAAAAUAAAGAAAGUAAAAGAAAAUCAUCAUCAGCAUCAUCAUCAUCAUCGAAAAAAGAAAAAGAAAUGGAAUAUGAUGAUGAUGAUAAUUUAAUAAUAAGUUAGAUUUCUAUUUCAUUUUUGUGAUUUGUUGUUAAUGCGAUAUUCAUUAUUAUAGUAUGUAUUUAAUCAUUUAGAAAUACUUUUUUCACAUAAUAUGUAAGAUGUACAUUAUUUUUUAAACUAUUGAAUUCAUUUUAAGAAAUAAUUUUU
This is a messenger RNA of Episyrphus balteatus (marmalade hoverfly), 2951 nucleotides long. Its product is annotated as integrator complex subunit 3 homolog. Bases 198 to 2804 code for a protein of 868 amino acids. The record is from RefSeq and is a predicted model, not a curated record. The transcript is spliced from 7 exons. NCBI's taxonomy places the organism in Eukaryota, Metazoa, Arthropoda, Insecta, Diptera, Syrphidae.